CAGCUAUUAUACAGGAAGCGUCACUGGUAAGAGAUAUUGCUAUCGUGAUACCAGCCUGAUAACAGCUCGCUGACUCUCAGGACACUCACAGGGUUAAAAAUAAAACCAGAGGAGCAGGAUUUACUCCUGAACCCAGACGGGUGUUUAUAAGAGAGCGAGUUCCCUCUGCAGCUGAAGAGUUGCUGAGCAGCUGCUUGGACACAGAAAGCAUGAAAAUCCUUGGAGCAUUAGUGUGCUUUGUGGCAGGCUGCUUGGCCCAGCAGCCUCACCCCUGUGAAAGUCCUCCUCUGAUGAGCGGGGAGCUCACCAUUUCCACACAGAAUGAAAAGCUGUGGGUGUACGCCAAAUACCUGUAUGAUGCACAGGGACAACGGGUGAGACUCUACGAGUAUGGCACCAUGGAGAACAAGACCUUCACCUUUGAUUUUCUGCUGCACUACAAAGAGCAAGUCAUGUAUGACAUCAAAGACCAUGAGCGUACCUGCACGAAGAGUCCCCUGAAGGUAGACUUCAUGCCUAUGGCCAUCCCAAAAGAUGCCUCUCUGCUGGGCCAGAUCGUCCUUGGCAGCUCGUCUGGACCUGGACAAGGACUUCUUGUCAACGCGUGGACAGGGGAUCUGCCCAACAAAUUAGGGAAGUUCUUAGCCACGGUGACUGAAUUUGGAUGCUUUCCUGUCAGCAAUGCGUUCCACACAGACCAGUUUGGAUGGAUGCUCACAAGCUACUUUAACAACAACAUCGGGAUUUCAGACCCCACUCAGCUAGACCCUCCGUCCUUCUGCCCAAGUACAGACGUGACCGACGGUGACGAGGAGCCGGUGGACUUCUUUACCUUGUUCUUCCGCAAGAAAUAAAGGCUUUGACCAGUGUGUUCAAACCUUAAUAAAUUAAACUGGGCCACUAAAUCACAGCUUUGCCAUUUACCAUAGGAUACAUGUGCUUGCAUGAAAAAUACAAACUCAGAUUCAUUUCUAGAAAUGUUUAAAUCUUUGGGAAAAAGUACUCUGCUCAAAACAAUCCUGACCAUACCUCCUUCACAUCUCACUGUUCAAUCCUGUUUUUUUUCCAAUAAAAACACAAAAACUAA
This is a messenger RNA of Cheilinus undulatus (humphead wrasse), 1087 nucleotides long. RefSeq names its product ependymin-like. Gene Ontology annotation, cellular component: extracellular region; lysosome. The record is from RefSeq and is a predicted model, not a curated record. Gene Ontology annotation, molecular function: calcium ion binding. NCBI's taxonomy places the organism in Eukaryota, Metazoa, Chordata, Actinopteri, Labriformes, Labridae. Gene Ontology annotation, biological process: cell-matrix adhesion. The transcript is spliced from 6 exons. Bases 210 to 854 code for a protein of 214 amino acids.